Molecule: messenger RNA, 930 nt
Organism: Aureococcus anophagefferens
Lineage: Eukaryota; Pelagophyceae; Pelagomonadales; Pelagomonadaceae
Exons: 7
Coding region: 1-930 (309 amino acids)
Source: RefSeq, a predicted model, not a curated record
AUGCGGCUAUCGGCUCCUGCUCUGGACGGGACCGCUGCCGGGCGCUCGUCCCUCCCGAGGCUCUGCAACGACACAAGCCUCGAGAACCUGCACCGCGGCACGCGGAACGUGUCCAGUCGGUACGCGAAGAUCCUGGCCCUCGUGGUGUCGCUCGACGCCGAAGGCGUCGACGCCGUCGUCGAAUCCGGUCUUCUGUAUCGUUUGGGUCGCGUUCGUCAGGUCUACGCGGACAUGGACGCAGCGAUUGUCUCGAAGUACGCUACACUACCACUACCCUACUACCAUCAUGCUAGUACUGUACCUACCCUAGUUAUGGCGCGGGCGGACCCGGAGAAGUGGACCGCCUUCGACUCGCCGGGCACGGUCGGGACCACCGGCUACCCGCCCUUGGACCACGCGAAAAACCUGCCCCUGGUGGACUACUACCAGGCGCGGCAGCCCGCGGGCGACGCGCGCGACGCGACGCCGGUCGCGCUCUGCUCGUUCGUCUUCAAAUCGGCGGCCGGCGGCGGCGAGCAGUUCACUCCGGCGCCAGCGCCCGCCGCCGCGCCGGCGGCUACUCCGGCGCCGGCGCCCGCGCCGGCGCUCGAGGAGGAUUCGGCGUCCACGGCGCCCGUCUCUCGGGCGCCCAGCCCGUCGCCGCAGUACGCCGACGACGACGACGACGACGACGUGCUGGCCUUCGACCCGGGCCUCGGCCGCGGCGACAAGGCCAAGGCCAAGGAGGACGUCGACGAGUUCGGCGUGCCCGUCGCCGCGCCGGCGGCCGCGCGCGAGCGCGGCGGCCGCAUGGCCGUGUGGUAUUACGCUACACUACCACUACCCUACUACCAUCAUGCUAGUACUGUACCUACCCUAGUUAGGCUCUCCUUCCCGUUCCCCCUCCUUUAUAAUCAGUUACUAUCUUAUGACUGCGCUACCGUAAGGUAG